Paramacrobiotus metropolitanus is the source of this 1928-nucleotide messenger RNA. RefSeq lists its product as uncharacterized. Gene Ontology annotation, molecular function: protein kinase activity; ATP binding; protein binding. The transcript has 3 exons. The coding region runs from base 73 to 1776 and encodes 567 amino acids. Gene Ontology annotation, biological process: protein phosphorylation. The record is from RefSeq and is a predicted model, not a curated record. NCBI's taxonomy places the organism in Eukaryota, Metazoa, Tardigrada, Eutardigrada, Parachela, Macrobiotidae.
CUUCCGGUGAUAAAAAAAAUUUAAUUUCGUUUGCGAUUUUCAGUUAAUUGCAUUUUUUUCGCUGUGAGCGCGAUGGAAUCCAUAGGUGCUAGCCAAUCGGAUGAGCUUGAAAUCGAAACGUUCGGCAGCAGUUGCCAGUAUAAUUAUUUGCCUUAUGACUUUAUAGGGAGAGGAGCAUUUGGUGUUGUGUACAAUGCCAAGGUUACAGAACGCGGCAAUUAUACUGGAAGCGAUAUGGUGGCUGUCAAGACAGUUCACCUCGAUGCUCGACACGACAUCGUCUCGAACCCAGGAACCUGGGCAAAAACGAUGAUAAGACUAAAAACGUUGCUGGAAUUAGCUCACGAAAAUCUUGUUGUGUGUCAUCAAGUCCGAAUUAUUAAAUCAGGUGGCGGAACUACGGUCGAAAUAAUGAUGGAGCGUUGUCACAUUCCCAUGCACGAAAGCGUCACCUGCUCCGGCGAUAUAUCGCAUCUGCGUGGCACCGUGCGCUACAUGUCGCCAGAAAUGCUGAAGAAAUUCUGCCUAUUUGUAGCAGAAACUCCAGGGCGGAUGACUGAUAUUUGGAGCUUGGGAUGUAUUAUGCUGGAUAUAGCCGAAUGCUUUUCUAGCAGCAAGACAGAUGAAAAGCUGCUCCAAAAGGAUGGGAAUCCGAUAAAUCUGAGCAAUAAUAUUUCAAAUCUCCGAUUUGCCGAGUUCAUAAUGAAUGGCUUUGUGCCGUUUGUAAGCGACGAAAUACCGGGAAAGUUAGCGGCCUGUAUUCGGCUUUGCUUACAAGAAAGUCCCAGUUCCAGGAUAUCUGCCGAGACGCUGCUGCAGGAAUUCUCGGUAUCGAACGUCAUUGAAUUUGAUAACGGCACACCUGUUCAACGUGCUGACGUUGCAAUUGUUUUAAUGAACUGGAGUGCACAGCCGGGCACUGUUAAGGCGGUAAAAUAUGACCCGGUGACAAGCCGAAUUCGAGCUCUUGAAAUUCCUAUACCCGUUGGCAUGCAGCUUAUCUUUCCGCAGUUAACAUUGCCGAACAGAGAAAUAGUAUUUCAAGCUGGCCAUGGGGACAGUGAAGAUAAACUGUUUAACAUCUGGAAGGUAUCGACUGGCACAUGGCGUUCAUUCUGGGCGAAAAAAACCGCCGAGUAUGCAGCAUCGUCACCUUGCUGCAGUCCAGUUGUAACCAGAGACACGAUCUAUUAUUUUCAAAAUAACAACUCGGAUGACUACCGCUUGGUGGCGAGAGACCUACGCAGAGGCCAUAUUAAGUUCUUCAGACCAGUUGAAGGCUGGAACGUUGAGGCAAUAGCUGAAUUCGAAAAGAAGAUCUUAUAUGCCCAUCACAAAGGGACUGCCGAAUUCUCCGAGCUGGAUCUCUAUGAUCCCAUGGAGAACAGUUGGACAUCCUUACCACAACUUUCACAGCAGCGAAUUGGAUUUAGUAUGGCUGUCGUGGGCGGACAUGUUUACAUUCUUGGAGGAACGUUGAAACAGGCGGCAACAGCUUCAUGUGUCCGCUUAAACAUAAGCACUUCCACGUGGGUCGAUAUCCACUCCUUGCAAAAACCGCGGCAUCGACAUUCGGCUUGCGUUGUAAACGAAAGGAUAUACGUCUGCGGCGGUAAAAAUGCAGCAGGCGAGGUUGAAUAUUCAAUGGAAGUUUACGAUACCACCCGCGACGGACCGUGGUCCACUGUCGCACUAACCACACACGAUGAGAAUCUCCUGCGAAGCACGAUCCUUGACGUUGAAGAUUCUGUGAUAGGCAUAUCUAUAGCUCAUUAAUAUUACCAUGCUUGAUAGUGAUAUUCUUCAGCUGCGUGUAUAAGAUUUUGUUUCUCUGUCUUCUGUUAUGUCAUGCUUCAAUAUUCAUGAUCCAGAGGUGCACUUGCAAAAUUAAUGCCGUCAUUUUCCUGUUCAAAAAAAUUACCAGGUAG